GCCAGCUUACUUUUUUUUGUGGGGGGGCUGGUGAUGUUAUUUUAGAAGAAAACCAAGUGAUAUCUUAAGGCAAAAGAUCUUUCAUUGUUUCAUUCGAAAAAAAGUUUUGUAGGUCAUUUUUUAAAUUGAAUUUUAUACGGGCCUUUUAAGUAAGACAUGCUGACGUUAAGAAUAGUGUUUUUCUUCUGUUUGGUGCUCACGGUAUCAGGUCAAGGUUUUGAUCUCAGUGAUGCAUUUGAUGAACCACCUAAAACGACACCUAAACCUCCAGUUAAAAUUCCAGAUGCACCUCCAAAAAAUCCAUCGAGUGAUUUUGACCUGGAAGAUGCUUUUGGAGGAGGAAUUGACCCCAAGCCAACUGUAAAACCUCCAGUAAAGAAUCCUGGAAGUUCAGGUGGAAACUUCGGGGAUUCAGACUUAAAUGAUGUUGUGGGAGAGGAUGGAUAUCAACCAGAUAAGGGAAAAGGAGGUCCGCGUGUUGGUCCUGCACAGGAUGAUGAGCAGCAGUAUGAGGAAGGAGGAGCUCAAGAAGGUGGCAAGGUGGCUGGGAUAGUGGGUGCAGUGGCAAUGGCUGUAGUGGGAGCAGCCUCUAGCUACUUCGCUUACCAGAAGAAGAAGCUCUGCUUCAAACAAGGUGGUGAUGUUGAAAGUGCUAAUAAAGGCCAGAGAGGAACUAAUUCAGCUCUCCAGGUCUUCAGCAGCCUGCUUCAGCACAAUACAGCUUAAUUCCCAGGAGUAACUUGGAGAAGAAUGACAACUUUUCUGCUUGCACACCAACCUAAAAGAUGGGUAAAAAAGAAAAACAACUGUGUACAUCAUCUGGAACAAUGUUUCUAUUUUUCAGCAUUUAAAAUUUUAUAAUUGCCUACAUUGUCGGUCUUAGUUGGAUGCUCUGACUUAGUAUGUUUUUUUUUUUGUAAUCAUACUGAAAUGUCUGUUCUGUACUGAUGUUACUGUAUGUCCUAUGUCUCAUGCUAACUGAAUGAUCACACAUGUAACUUGUGCCACUACUAUUCCAAACAAAAUAAUGUUAAUGAAAGCUUGUUCUUGAUUCACAAAUUAUUAUUUUACCUGCAAUGUUUGUGUGUCUUGAAAUGUAGUAUCUAGGAUAUGUUAUUGCUGUUCCUCUCAUUGUCUACAUCAGUAUUGUUCUGGGUAGGAAUAUGGAGUUCCGAAGAUGGGACUGUGCUCUAAGAUACUGAAUACAGAGCACAUUUUCACAUCUUAACUUUUUAUUUAAUUCAUUUUUUCUUUUUUAAAUUUGGUCAUUGGUUACAAUUUAUAACCAUUACAGUGUUUGCUUGCAGAACAGCCCUUCAGCUGUUUGUGGCAUCUUCCUUAUUUGCCCCAAGUGUCUAGAGCUGCCUACUUUACACUUCUAAGCCUGCCAUCAUGUUGUACCCUUCUACUACAUUUAUCAAUCUGUUGAACUCCCUCUAGUCGUCUUCCUUUUGGUCAGCACAAGACAUUGUUUCACACUGAUUUAUACAUUUGCACAUUUAUUAAGAAAUUAAUCUGUUUACUCCUCACAGAAAAGUGUAGAAUAGUAUUUAAUACUAAUGUCCUUUACGCCAUCUGAUAUUGGAACUGCAGGUACAAUUCCUGCCAAGGAACCGAUAAAUUUAAAGCUAACUUCACUCCCAAUGCCUCAUCCAAGUUUUAGUAAGAUUUUCUAAAGACUUUGAUUUGGAGUUUUUGCACAUAUUGAGGGUGGUGUAAAUAGAUGUCAUCUCACUGAGCAGUGACUGUUCAGACUGACACUAACUUAUGCUGACAUUGCUUCACUUUAUGCAAUACAAUUCAGGAACAGAAUACAUUUUAUUUGUAUAGCACCUUUGCCAUGCUCAAGGUGCAUAGUUUUCUGACAUUUUUCAAUAAAGUAAAACUCCAAAAUAAUUACAGUAAUGACAGUGUUGGAUGUCCUUUGAUAUUUAUAAUGUCAACCCAAAACUUAAAUCUAUUUGGACAGCAGAAGGAAACUUUAGUAGUGUAUAUCAUUUCUCUCUGCUUUACUCUGACUGACCUGCAUGACCAUAAGAAAGCAACAUUUUUUUUUGUUCGUUUGUUUUUUUUUAAUAGGAGAGAGGAAAAUAAUACCAGAGUAAAAUUGUGUUUGUGCUGCGAUAACGGAAACUUUUUUUUUUUAUUUAUGUUGACUUUUAAACUUAGCCCUCAUACAGAGUAUUUAAGAAAUAUACUAAAAUAUUGAAUGUUCUGUAGUGAGUGUAACUGUUUUCCUUCGUUUUUAAAUUGGGCUGAAGUAUAUAGAAUUUGUCUGUAUAUCUUUAAUUGCACACUAUAAUGCAGUUGGCUGUACCAGUUAUGUUGUAUUAAUUAUUCAGAGCAUUUUCUUUUCCAUUUGUAAAACCCUGAAGUUGUUAGGGAGAAUCUUCAGGUCCAGUACUACAAGUUUUUUCUACUUUACCGUCUUCAGGAAUUCAGUAUAUCUUUCAGUUUAAGUUUCUCCUUUAAUUUUUUUUUGUUUGCUUUUCUUUAUGGGGGAACAGAAACUGAAUUUAAUUGCAUCUCCAUUUAUUAGUUUUAUGUUGUUUUAAUAGUUAUGAAAUAAUUUGGAUGCAGUGCAUUUCUAAGCGUAAAUAGUAUUAUGUAAUUGAUUAUUGUAAUACAAAGAAAUGUCACUAUUUCUAAGUAAAAUCAAGGCAGUUUCUAUUCAGUAAUUUUUAUCUGUGUUUUACUACUUUACAUCUUUUAUAUUUUUGCGAUGAUUAGGUUUAUUUGAGGCCAUUUCAUCAACUGUAAAUAUUGAUGACUUUUGGUUUAUCCGCAAGAUCUGUUACAUUUUUUUUUUUCUUUUCCCUCCUUAAACCCCUUUCUGAACGUGAUUUUACUAAGAUGUUUUGCACAUGAAUCCCCUACUUGGAGCUAAUCUCUUGUAAAUUAAAAAAUAAACCAAUUUAACUAUUUUGA
Polypterus senegalus (gray bichir) is the source of this 2928-nucleotide messenger RNA. It is a transcript of the gene cd99, whose product is annotated as CD99 molecule. Bases 157 to 726 code for a protein of 189 amino acids. Gene Ontology annotation, biological process: T cell extravasation; positive regulation of neutrophil extravasation; homotypic cell-cell adhesion. The transcript is spliced from 11 exons. The record is from RefSeq and is a predicted model, not a curated record. Lineage: Eukaryota; Metazoa; Chordata; Cladistia; Polypteriformes; Polypteridae.